AUGGGCAGAGCACCAUGCUGUGACAAAGCCAGUGUGAAGAAAGGGCCAUGGUCUGCUGAAGAAGACUCUAAGCUCAAGGACUAUAUAGAGCAUAAUGGCACUGGAGGGAAUUGGAUUACCCUGCCUCAGAAAGUUGGUUUGAAAAGGUGUGGAAAGAGUUGCAGAUUAAGAUGGCUAAAUUACUUGAGGCCCAAUAUAAAGCGUGGAGAGUUCUCUGAAGAAGAAGAUGACAUCAUUUGUAGCCUCUAUAGUAGUAUUGGUACUAGAUGGUCUAUCAUUGCAGCCCAGUUGCCAGGAAGAACUGAUAAUGAUAUAAAGAACCACUGGAACGCAAGACUGAGGAAGAAACUGCUUCGAAAACUGAACGAUCAACAUUACCGUCAUCUAGUAGCAGGAGCAAAACAAAACGAAAUGAAUGAGCUUAAAGGGUAUGUCCCAUCAAAGAUCAAUAUAUGGCCAUAUGGGUAUGAAACACAAACUACAGCACAAGUAGAUAAGCAUGCAAAUAUAAAAAUGAAUUACCCUUAUGCUGAUUUUGACCCUAAAAUAGUCUCCCAGUUUUAUGAACAUGCCAAUUGUUCACAAGUAUACACCAUUGCUGAUACCAUCCCAAACACACAAUCAGCUACAUUUCAGCUCAAUCUUCAUCAAGCCUUUGGUAAUCAAAUGUCUCAGUUCAAUAAUGAUACUUCUCUUAGAAUGCCCAUAAAUAGGCAUGAGGUUACUCUCCUUGAUGUGUCAAACAGGAUGAAUAUGAGCAGCACCUCUCAAAUGGAACCAUCCAACUGUAUUACUAGUAAUAACAGCAAUAUCUCCCAACUCCUGAAUUCUACUAUUGGACUAGCAGCCCAGAUUUCAUAUCAGACAGCAGCUGCCCCUCCACUGGAAUGCACACCAUGGAUUGAAGAUCAUGUCAAAUUAGAAUGUUCAACAGUAUCUGGUGCACAACUCCCUGAAACUGUUAAUUCACCACUGUUUCCUCCUCUAAGUUACGGUGGCUUUCCUGAUGGAAUGAUCUACUCUACUGCACCAAAAACUAAUGCCUCAUUAUUCUUUGAGGCAAGAGAAGACAGUGUUUUGAAAGAAAACAAGACACAUAAUUGUGGGUCGGAAAAGAGGAAAACAACACUUGUGAUGGGUAUGGAGAUGGUGUGA
This is a messenger RNA of Cryptomeria japonica (Japanese cedar), 1155 nucleotides long. Its product is annotated as transcription factor MYB36-like. The coding region runs from base 1 to 1155 and encodes 384 amino acids. The transcript has 5 exons. The record is from RefSeq and is a predicted model, not a curated record. NCBI's taxonomy places the organism in Eukaryota, Viridiplantae, Streptophyta, Pinopsida, Cupressales, Cupressaceae.